Molecule: messenger RNA, 1769 nt
Organism: Pelobates fuscus (common spadefoot toad)
Lineage: Eukaryota; Metazoa; Chordata; Amphibia; Anura; Pelobatidae
Gene: KATNAL1
Product: katanin catalytic subunit A1 like 1
Exons: 11
Coding region: 128-1582 (484 amino acids)
Biological process (GO): microtubule severing
Cellular component (GO): microtubule cytoskeleton; microtubule
Molecular function (GO): microtubule binding; ATP hydrolysis activity; ATP binding
Source: RefSeq, a predicted model, not a curated record
UUCCAGCAUCCAGUAGCAUCCAUGGCAACCCUGCAAACACAGCCUGAUAACUGACAUUCUGCCAGGCCGGUAACACCGGAAAGGCCAUCCUGCAAGAGCAGCUAACAAGCAGUAACGGUGUCCCAUAAUGAAUUUGGCUGAGAUUAUUGAUAAUGCUAAAAAGGGCAGAGAAUAUGCCCUGCUUGGAAAUUACGACUCCUCUAUGGUUUAUUAUCAAGGUGUCAUCCAGCAAAUCCAGAAACACUUCCAGUCCAUUCGAGAUCCUGUAGUGAAGGUCAAGUGGCAGCAGGUAUGUCAAGAAUUAGUAGAGGAGUAUGAACAAGUUAAAGUUAUUGUAAACACAUUGGAAUCCUUCAAAAUUGAAAAACCUGCGGAGUUUCCAGUUGCUUUGCAAGAUGAACCUGUCAAGGACCCAGCGGUUUGGCCACCUCCUGUUCCAGCAGAGCACAGGGCUCCUCCUCAAAUUAGACGUCCCAACAGAGAUUUAAAACCACUAAGGAAAGAAUCACCAGGAAACCAGCCACAUGGGCCUGUAGGAAAAGCACAUCCCAUCUCAAAAAAUGAUAAGUUCUCAAAUCGAGAAAGAGAUGUUCGUUCACGUGGUAAAGAAGACAAGGGUCGGAAAAAUCAACAAGAGGAGUUGAAGAAGUUUGAUGGUGCAGGAUAUGACAAGGAUCUUGUUGAGUCUUUAGAAAGAGACAUCAUCUCAAGGAAUCCAAAUGUGCGUUGGUAUGAUAUUGCCGAUUUGGAAGAAGCAAAGCGGUUAUUGAGAGAAGCAGUUGUCCUUCCUAUGUGGAUGCCCGACUUCUUUAAAGGUAUCCGAAGACCCUGGAAGGGUGUACUUAUGGUUGGACCUCCUGGCACAGGUAAAACCAUGCUUGCUAAAGCUGUGGCUACUGAAUGCGACACAACUUUUUUCAAUGUGUCUUCCUCAACAUUAACCUCCAAAUACAGGGGAGAGUCAGAAAAACUUGUCCGCCUAUUGUUUGAAAUGGCUAGAUUUUAUGCACCUACAACAAUUUUUAUUGAUGAAAUUGACUCAAUCUGUAGUCGCAGAGGCACAUCUGAUGAGCAUGAGGCAAGUCGGCGAGUCAAAUCGGAGCUGCUUGUUCAGAUGGAUGGUGUUGGAGGCACAUUAGAAAAUGAUGAUCCCACAAAAAUGGUUAUGGUCCUGGCUGCUACCAAUUUUCCUUGGGAUAUUGACGAGGCUUUAAAAAGAAGAUUAGAAAAACGGAUCUAUAUACCCUUACCUACAGCAAGUGGAAGAGCAGAACUGCUGAAAAUAAACCUGCGAGAACUUGAAAUAGAUCCUGAUGUUAACCUUGAAACCAUUGCUGAGAAGAUUGAAGGCUAUUCCGGUGCAGAUAUAACCAAUGUCUGCAGGGAUGCUUCAAUGAUGGCCAUGCGAAGACGUAUUGAGGGCUUAACACCGGAGCAGAUGCGUGCCUUGUCCAAGUCAGAGCUUCAGAUGCCUGUCACUAUGACAGAUUUUGAGCAGGCUCUAAAAAAGAUUUCAAAGUCAGUCUCUGCUGCAGAUUUGGAGAAGUAUGAAAAAUGGAUGGCAGAAUUUGGUUCUUCAUAGACGCUUGCACUCCGAGGUAGAACUAGAAAUUGCUGGUCUCACACAAAACAAUUUCCUUUUACCUAGCUGCUUUGGAUCUGUAUAUUUAUUACAUACCCUCUACUAUUUUCUUUGAACAUCGUCAUAUUAACUGUCUUCCUACUCAAAAUGGAAUUCAUAUUUAGAUAUGAUAAAGGUAGGAUGUGUA